Molecule: messenger RNA, 945 nt
Organism: Acaulospora colombiana
Lineage: Eukaryota; Fungi; Glomeromycota; Glomeromycetes; Diversisporales; Acaulosporaceae
Source: the annotation of a GenBank genome assembly
AUGAUACUUCCGAACGCAAAUGAGACCGUUGCCGCCAACAUCGGGGAUAAGGUGGGUAGCGGAGUUUUGAGAGAUAUGACGAGUUUUAAUUUCACCGAAAAAGAUAAUAAUAAAGUGCAAUCUUUCACUGUUCCAGAAAACACACCAAAGCAACUUUUCUACUUUGACCAAAAUAACUGCGCCAGAGGAAUGUACGGCGUCAUCAACAUUAAUACCGCUGUCCUGUCGUCAUCUAAAAGCCCCUCCCCUACGACCUCCGAAAAAUCUACGAAAUCAAAUUCGAAUUCUCCGACUGAUCCGAGUCUUUUCAAUUCCUCUGAUGCGGCAAGUUCAGGUAGCGGCAUAUCGCUGAUAAUAGUGUUGGUGACCGUUGGAAUCGUGCUGGGUUUAGUGUUGUGCAUUGCGGGAUUUAUGAUCUAUCAUCGUAGCACAAGACAGUCGGGGAAUGGUGAAAAUUAUCUAUCAUCAAUGUCACCAUCGCACAUAGAAAUCAUCAGAGAGGAUUCAAUUGUGAGAAUCACUAGCCCCAUUGAACCAAAUAGAAGUAGAUUGUUAGUGCCACCCAGUCUAGCAAAUUCGGGAUCCACUAUGACAAACAUACCGAGAUCGAGUGGAAUGGCAUGGCAAAGUAGGCCAAACAGCUCGCUGUCAUAUUCUCUGACGACAUCAUUAAGGGGUCCAUCACCAACAUCAACGCGGCGAGUUUCAAAUUUAUCGUGGAACGGUGUGUCGUCAUCAUCGUCAUCGUUCACGCAAAGUGUUCAGAGAGUAAAUUUCACUGAAGAUUCUAGGCUUGAAAUCGAUAAUUCAGCACAGGAUGCUGAGACAACGACGGAAAACCAUGGAGCAGAGGUAGUAGGCGAAAGUGAGAGGAACGAAGGAGCGGAAUUUGAUCCGGAGGUGAUGCGAAGAUUAACUGCGAGAGAAACGGAUUUUUCAAAUUAA